CUGCAGCUUUUUGAUAACGGUACCAAGGCCCACCAGCCUCUCUGCAUAUGUACUUGUACACGGCCUCUGCUAGCUCGAUGAUUGGGAGCGCCAAGCCGCUCGCAUGGGCGCCGCUGCAGGCCCGCCCGCCGUCGACCGCCGGUCGCCGCCUCGCCCCCUCGUUCUGCGCCCCUGACACCGCCCCAGCUCUCCAGUCUCAGUCCGACGACGGCGCGCCGCCACCACGCCCGGAUGAGACCGCCACGUCCCCCGCGCUGCUCAGGAGCUCGCAGCUCAGCCGCUGGUCCAGGUCACGGGGGCUGCGGUCGGGCCGCCGUGUGGGGCUGGACCGCGCGGCGCUCUCCUCGGCCUCGGCGCCGCCGGUGACCAAGCCGUCGCGGCCCGAGGACGCUGCGGUGGCGGUGGAGGAUGGCGAGGACGACGACGACGACGUGUGCGAGGCCGAGAGGGACGAUGCGGCCGGGAAGGCCAUCUACAUAGUGUCCGACGGGACCGGGUGGACCGCGGAGCACUCGGUGAACGCCGCGCUCGGACAGUUCGAGAACUGCAUCGCCGACCGUGGCUGCGCUGUCAACACUCACCUCAUCCCCUUGAUCGACAGCAUGGAUCAACUUCUUGACGUAAUAAAGCAAGCAGCAAAGGAAGGGGCACUGGUUCUAUAUACCCUUGCUGAUCCUUCAAUGGCAGAGGCAGCUAAGAAGGCCUGUGAUUUCUGGGGUGUUCCAUCCACUGAUGUUCUUCGGCCUACAGUUGAAGCCAUUGCUUCUCAUAUUGGUGUUGCUCCAUCUGGAAUUCCACGAAGCUCUCCUAGUCGAAAGGGUCAGCUAACAGAGGAUUACUUUCAACGGAUUGAUGCUAUUGAUUUUACCAUCAAACAGGAUGAUGGGGCUCAGCCACAAAACCUCAAACGUGCAGACAUUGUACUUGCCGGUGUUUCACGUACAGGGAAGACACCAUUGUCAAUGUAUCUAGCUCAAAAGGGAUACAAGGUAGCGAAUGUGCCAAUUGUGAUGGGAGUGAAACUUCCAAAGUCCCUUUUUGAGAUUAACCAGGACAAGAUUUUUGGAUUGACAAUAAACCCAGUGGUUCUUCAAGCAAUUAGAAAGACUAGGGCCAAAGCUCUAGGUUUUGCUGACGGGUAUCAGAGCAAUUAUGCUGAAAUGGAACACGUGAGGCAGGACCUGGCCCAUGCAAAUCAAAUUUUUGCUGAAAAUCCAAGGUGGCCAGUCAUUGCGGUCACUGGAAAAGCUAUAGAGGAAACAGCUGCUAUCAUUGUGAGGAUUCUCCAGGACAGGAAAGAGAAGUGCUCCAUGCCACGCAUAUCAAAACGGUACUAGCAUUUUGUUCUAUCCCUUCUACUACACCUUGUAACGUGUGCAUGUUUUGAUAAGCUCCUGUAAAGCACCAUGUAUUUUUGUUGGACCACCUUCUGGGUGGCGUUUGUAUCUUAAAGAUAACUUGACGUUUAGCGCAGUAGAAACGAAUGUAUAUUGCAUUUACGACCUUCUGUCGGCCUCA
Messenger RNA from Sorghum bicolor (sorghum), 1518 nucleotides. Its product is annotated as pyruvate, phosphate dikinase regulatory protein, chloroplastic. Gene Ontology annotation, molecular function: protein serine/threonine kinase activity; ATP binding; phosphotransferase activity, phosphate group as acceptor. The coding region runs from base 48 to 1337 and encodes 429 amino acids. The transcript has 3 exons. The record is from RefSeq and is a predicted model, not a curated record. Lineage: Eukaryota; Viridiplantae; Streptophyta; Magnoliopsida; Poales; Poaceae. Gene Ontology annotation, cellular component: chloroplast.